This is a messenger RNA of Theobroma umbraticum, 2646 nucleotides long. RefSeq names its product pentatricopeptide repeat-containing protein DOT4, chloroplastic-like. NCBI's taxonomy places the organism in Eukaryota, Viridiplantae, Streptophyta, Magnoliopsida, Malvales, Malvaceae. Gene Ontology annotation, biological process: RNA modification. The record is from RefSeq and is a predicted model, not a curated record. Gene Ontology annotation, molecular function: protein binding; RNA binding.
UCUAAACAUUUUCUGCCUUUUAUUUAUCUAAGCAUUUCUUUCUACAAAUAAAGUUCCAAAGUGGUAACGGGAAUCACCGUCAAGCUCUCAUCUUUCUAUGAGCACUCUGUUUAGUAUUAAUUCCAACUCGAUUUUCUGUGAAAUGAAAUGAAUGUAUGGCGCUCACAAGGAGCACUCUCAACUCUAUCCAAACCCCGCAUCUCUCUUUCCCAACUCAACAAUCUCCUUCACCUCUGCAGCAAAUCAAAGUCACUGAACCAAGGCAAACAAAUUCACCCACAGAUAAUCUCAAAUGGGUCACACCAGAACACUUUCAUAAUCACCAAAUUGGUCCAAAUGUAUGCAGAUUGCGACGAUUUGGUGUCCGCCAACAAACUGUUCGACAGACUGCCUCAACCAAACGUGUUCUCCUGGACCGCCAUCCUUGCCUUCUAUUCAAAGCACGGAAUGUACAAGAAAUGCAUUGAAAGUUACUGUGAAAUGAAAAUGUCAGGUGUCUUGCCUGAUGGUUACGUGUUUCCUAAGGUCCUGAGGGCGUCUGUGGAGGGGUUGUGUUUGGAAACUGGAAUUUGUGUGCAUAAGGAUGUAAUUGUUUGCGGGUGUGAGUUUUAUUUAGAGGUUUGUAAUUCCUUGAUUGAUAUGUAUGGGAGAUGCGGGGAUUUAACGAGCGCGAGGCAGGUUUUUAAUGAGAUGGUGGAAAGAGAUUUGUUGUCAUGGAAUUUGAUGAUUUCAGGCUAUGUGGGUAAUGGGAUGUUAGAAUUGGGUUUGGAGAUUUUGAAUUGUAUGAGAUUAGAUGGUUUUGAACCUGACGUUGUUACAUGGAAUAUGGUAAUGGAUGGUUAUUGUAGAAUGGGAAAAUGUGAUGAGGCUUUGAAAAUUUUUAAAUAUAUUAAAGAGCCUAAUAUUAUCUCAUGGACUACUUUGAUAUCGGGCUAUUCAAGGAUCGGACAACAUGAAUCAUCAUUGAGGAUUUUUAAGGAUAUGCUGAAUAAGGGAGUUGUUCUGCCUGAUUUGUAUUGUCUGUCUAGUGCACUUGUAUCUUGUAGGCAUCUUGGUGCUUUGUUGAGUGGGAAAGAGAUCCAUGGUUUUGGGAUUAAAAUGGUGAUUGGUCGUUCAUUUUAUGGUUCAGCUGGGCCUGCCUUAUUGACACUGUAUUCAAAGUGUGACCGGAGUCGUGAUGCUGGGAACAUAUUUGAGGUAAUGGACAAGUCCGAUACUGUUACCUGGAAUGCAAUGAUUCUUGGUUUUGUUGAUCUGGGAUUGGGACAUAUGGCAGUUGACUGUUUUGGUGAGAUGCAAAGAAUGGAAAUUAAGAAUGAUCAAACAACGAUAUGCACUGUUUUGCCUGUGUGCGAGUUGAGACAUGGGAAACAAUUACAUGCCUAUAUUAGGAGACGGUAUUCUGAUUCUAUUUGUCCAAUUUGGAAUGCAUUGGUUCACAUGUACUCAAAGUGUGGGUGCAUUGGAUCUGCAUACUCUGUGUUCUCUAACAUGGUUGCCAGAGAUUUAGUGUCAUGGAACACAAUGAUUGGAGGGUUUGCACUUCAUGGACUUGGCGAAGCUGCUCUUCAGCUUCUGAAAGAGAUGAAUUAUUUAGGUGUUUGCCCUAGUCCUGUGACCUUAACUUCAGCAUUGUCAGCUUGUAAUCACUCGGGUCUUGUGGAUGAGGGGCUUAACGUCUUCAACAGUAUGACCCGAGACUUUCACUUGAGCCCAAGCAUGGAACACUUUGCUUGUGUUGUUGAUAUGCUAUCACGUGCUGGUCGGCUUGAAGAUGCAAUUAAUGUUAUUGAGAAAAUGCCUCUAAAGCCUGACAAGUGCACUUGGGGGGCUCUACUUGCUGCCUGUCGAGCUUAUCAAAAUGUUGACGUUGCAAAGGUAGCUGCUGAACAUUUAAUUUGCUUGGAACCUGAGCAAGCUGGACACUACAUCACCCUGUCAAAUAUAUAUGCGAAGACUGGAAGAUGGAAUGAUGCUGUACGAGUAAGGAAGCAAAUGGAAGAAAAAGGAUUGGCAAAGCCAUCAGGACAAAGUUGGAUUGCAAGUGGGAGCUGAUAAACACUAAGUGAACUUCAUUAACGUCUAAUGAUCUUCUCAAGGAAUAUCUGAAGAUGACAGGAUUAUAAGUAUGAUUCUGGUUUUCCAAAGCAGAGAACAAUGAGAGGACCGAUGAUGCUGACUGAGGAGCAAAUUCUCAUUUCGUGAUCUGUUUAAGGUUAUAUGAGAAUAUCACAAGGUCAAACCUCUCAACGUUUUGUAGCUGAUUGGGGUUGUGAAAAAUUUCUUGCUCACUUAAUUCACCAAUGAAGAGCGCUGAACUGUUAUUACUAUCAAUAAGAAGGAUUACACGUGCAGAGCACCAACAUGUUUAAGAGCUCUGAAAUGUUAUUGCCAGCCGAUGCACCACAUGUAUUUCAUUUGCAGCACUGCCUCAGUGACGUGUAUGUCGCUGUUUUUGGCAUUUCCAUAUUCUGAAGUAGGAUCUCACAGAAGUGUACAAUUGCUGUAGUGUACUUAUUCUUGGUAGACAGCACUUAGUCAAAUUGUAUUGACUCGGCAUGCCUGAAAACCUCUGUAUUUAUUUACUCUGGAGGAACAUUGUUUAAACAAUGCAGCAGUUCGAGCCAGAAGAAUCAUACGGACACC